AUGUCACUCUACAGCGCUGGACUGCCCACUUUAAGUGCCCUGGUCCAAGAAAUGGAAAACCAGCACAGCACAGCAACACCAUCGGUUCAGGCUCGAAAUGCCAAGAUGGGUGUACGUACCCGCGCUCCGGUGGGCACUUUUACACCUGAAAGGUUUGGAAAGACGGAACCCGACGGACGGUAUAGAACUGAACAGUGA
Molecule: messenger RNA, 198 nt
Organism: Fusarium venenatum
Lineage: Eukaryota; Fungi; Ascomycota; Sordariomycetes; Hypocreales; Nectriaceae
Source: RefSeq, a predicted model, not a curated record